Penicilliopsis zonata CBS 506.65 is the source of this 1303-nucleotide messenger RNA. RefSeq lists its product as hypothetical. The coding region runs from base 204 to 1094 and encodes 296 amino acids. Gene Ontology annotation, biological process: mitotic cytokinesis; actomyosin structure organization. The record is from RefSeq and is a predicted model, not a curated record. Gene Ontology annotation, molecular function: cytoskeletal motor regulator activity; myosin heavy chain binding; calcium ion binding. The transcript has 3 exons. Gene Ontology annotation, cellular component: cytoplasm; myosin II complex. NCBI's taxonomy places the organism in Eukaryota, Fungi, Ascomycota, Eurotiomycetes, Eurotiales, Aspergillaceae.
CAGGUCCGUUUGUUUACAUUGUUUACACCGCAGUGAGGAUAUCACUGCAGGCAACAGACGGCGAUCGAGGGGUUUUCUUUUCCGUUUGAGAGAUUAUUUGACCUAUCCUGGUCUUUCUGGACUCCAAUCCACUGGCAUACAGCAUCACGCCGAUUAUCUGCGCUGGAAAGUCGCUUCCGGCGGUCACAACCUUAGUAGUAACAAUGGUUACUUCAAAUGCCCCCUUCAAGCCAUCGCCUUUGUCGUUUGGCUCGCCGAGAGCCUCACCGUUUCGCCGCCCCUCAACCCCAAACUCUCCGCCUUCCAUUCGACCCGGGACCCCUGGUAGCUCGCCCGGUCGAGGAUACACUCCGGUUGUAUCGCCAAGCAAACUCCAUCAGUCAUACACCGUGGAGGAUGAGGACUCGAGCUCUAGAAGCACCGAGCCAAUCGCUCAGCCAAAGUUCCGAGAGAUGCCUCCGUCUCCAACAAAGGGCGCCGAUAGUCCGAGCAGUCGAUCUCCCAUGAUGGGAAAUAGAUCCACCCCCAUGAUGGCGGCAGGGUCUGGAGACGCGGUUGGCAACCUGAAUGCAGCGCAACUCAGAGAGAUCCGCGAGGCAUUCCAGGUACUGGAUAGGGACAAUGACGGGACAAUCACCCGGGACGACGUCACAGAUGUGCUUGCGAAUUUAGGUCAAGACACCGCCGCGAUCAGCCAGUUUUUUCCUGGAACUGGGCAGACGAUGAAUUUCCCAACCUUUUUGAACACCCUCUCCUCGCUCAUGGGAUCAUUGUCCUCCUCGCAAGAGCUCCUCAAUGCCUUGUCAGCGUUCGACGACGAUGACAGCGGCCAGGUGGAUGUGGCGGAGCUGCGAGACGCUCUGCUCCACACCGCACCUGAGGAAGGCGAGGAGCCCCUGACCGAACGGGAAAUUGAUGAUGUGCUUGCUGGAUUCACCGGCCGUCGGGCCUUUGGCAAGACCACAAAGGGCAGUGGGCUUAGUGGGAAGCGGGGGGAGGUGUUCAGGUACCAGGAGUUCGUCGCCAGCGUGGUCGGGGGCAUGGAAAACGGCAACACAAACCCGAAACGGGAGACCGGCGCUGCAAAGAGUUGAUGACGUACCUACUGCUUGACGAUCCCAAGACUCCGUAAUGUGUUUGAUACUGGUCAUGGCGUUUGAGGUUUAUUUAUUCUAUUUUUUUGCCGAGUCAUGAUGUUUUGCCGGGGCAGCUCUGGAAGCUAGGCCGAUCAAGGGUACACAAGAACAAACAAAUAUACAAAGUAAAUACCCCGUAUCGAUCGACGCAGAUCUCCAACAGGUCU